Messenger RNA from Fusarium keratoplasticum, 981 nucleotides. Its product is annotated as Aldo-ket-red domain-containing protein. Lineage: Eukaryota; Fungi; Ascomycota; Sordariomycetes; Hypocreales; Nectriaceae. The record is from RefSeq and is a predicted model, not a curated record. Gene Ontology annotation, molecular function: aldose reductase (NADPH) activity. Bases 1 to 981 code for a protein of 326 amino acids. Gene Ontology annotation, cellular component: cytosol. The transcript has 2 exons.
AUGACAUACCUAGAGAACACGACGCAAGUGCACCAAGCGACCAUUUCUCUACAUCGACUAACAGCAAACAGGAAGAAAUAUGUCCUCAACACGGGGGACUCGAUGCCCGCCCUGGGCCUUGGUACAUGGCAGUCCAAGCCAGGCGAGGUAGAGCUCGCCGUGCAAUGGGCCCUCGAGUGCGGCUACCGUCAUAUCGACACGGCAUUUGCGUACGGCAAUGAGAAGGAAGUAGGCGCAGGCAUCAGGGCAUCUGGGGUCCCUCGAGAGCAGAUCUGGCUCACCACGAAGCUGGACAAUGAUUGCCACCACCGUGUUACUGAGGCAAUCAACACGAGCCUUGAAAACUUGGGCACUGACUAUGUUGAUCUGUAUCUGAUGCACUGGCCGGUUGCUCUCGAUCCCAACAACCAUGGCCAGGUCCUCAAAGACUGGGAUUUCGUGGAUACCUGGCGCGACAUGCAGAAGCUCGUCGGUACCGGCAAGGUUCGCAACAUUGGUGUCAGCAACUUUGGUAUAAGGAACCUGGACAAGCUACUGUCAGCGGAGAGCUGCAAGAUAACCCCGGCCGUAAAUCAAGUCGAACUCCAUCCUUUCAACCCUUCCUCCAGGCUCGUCAAGUACAACGAGUCCAAGGGGAUUCACACAACAGCAUACUCCCCGCUCGGCAGCACAAACUCGCCAAUAUAUUCCAACGAGACCGUCAUCUCAAUCGCAAAGUCACACGGCCGCACUGCGCAGCAGAUCUUGUUGAUGUGGGGUUUGCAGAGGGGGACAAGUCUGCUGCCCAAGUCGGUCACCAAGGAGCGCAUCGAGGCCAACUUCGGGGGGCUCAGAGGCUGGCAGCUUACGGAUAGAGAGAUGGCCAGCCUCUCGGGUAUUCCUGAUCGCUUCAAGGUUGCUGACGAUUCGUGGCUGCCUAUGCGAGUCUUCUUUGGAGAUGACGAGGAGGUUGAUGCUGCCAGGCCUGUGUCGAUGCUGUAA